CCAGGUUAUCACGGAUGCUCUUUACGAUAAGUUAAUGGGGGCACUUCCACCCAAAUAUAUUGCUGGUAUGGAAGCUUAUGAUGUUGAUAAGUUAGGAGGAAGCACUCCGGCAACACCAGCAACCCCGGCAGCUGGUGUUUCGACUCCAUCGUACGAUGCUAGAUCUGCACCACCCCCAGCACCCCAACAAUCAAAUGUUGGCAAAUUAACUCAAGACUUAUCAAAUACUACAAUCGGAGCACCACCAGGUGCCCCACCACAACCACCACGUUCCCAGGAAGCAAAGCCAUUGGGCUACUGCAAAGCUUUAUUUGAUUACCAGGCCCACGAAGCCGAUGAUUUGAGUUUUAAGAAGGAUGAAAAAUUGGCGGUUCUCGAACAUUUAUCAGAAGAUUGGUGGAAAGGUUUCAAGCAAAAUGAAGGCCCAAAUAGAGCUGGUGUUUUCCCAUCGAAUUAUGUUAAUGUGAUUUCUCAGCAAGAGUUUGAAUCAAGCGUUUCAACCCGCUCAGUUCCACCUCCACCUCCUCAAAUCAAUGAAAAGGCUACUUAUUCGCCAACGGCUUAUUCUGCACCUCCACCGCCACCUCAAUAUGACCAAUACCAACCUCCCCCUCAAGCACUUCAACCACAACCUCUGUAUGGCGGAUACGCUCAAUACCCUCCUCCAUCUACUAACUAUUACCAACAACCUCCACCACAGCAGUAUCAACCUCUGCCUCAACCCGCUCCACAACAAACUGUUGUUGAACAACCUCAAGAACAAUCUACCAUGAGAAAAGUUGGUGGUAAGUUUGGUAACGCUGCCAUUUUCGGGGCUGGUGCCACUCUUGGUGGGGAUCUUGUCAAUUCCAUUUUUUAAAAUCUGUUUCAUUUCUUCAAUAGCUGAAAGCGUUUGACUGUUUUUUUUUUUUU
Molecule: messenger RNA, 912 nt
Organism: Hyphopichia burtonii NRRL Y-1933
Lineage: Eukaryota; Fungi; Ascomycota; Pichiomycetes; Serinales; Debaryomycetaceae
Gene: PIN3
Product: Pin3p
Exons: 1
Coding region: 35-859 (274 amino acids)
Biological process (GO): protein transport to vacuole involved in ubiquitin-dependent protein catabolic process via the multivesicular body sorting pathway
Cellular component (GO): ESCRT-0 complex
Molecular function (GO): protein binding
Source: RefSeq, a predicted model, not a curated record